Molecule: messenger RNA, 1486 nt
Organism: Purpureocillium takamizusanense
Lineage: Eukaryota; Fungi; Ascomycota; Sordariomycetes; Hypocreales; Ophiocordycipitaceae
Exons: 4
Coding region: 281-1321 (346 amino acids)
Molecular function (GO): arylformamidase activity
Source: RefSeq, a predicted model, not a curated record
AUUUAAUAGCCGACUCGGCUGCAUAGUGCAUUUACUAAGCUCUAGAAAUACCAGGCGUGUCUCAAAUCGGUUGUCGUUACGCACAGAUGCCGGCCAACAGCUCGGAUAAUGUAGCGGCAAGGUGCCAACAUGAAGGCGGGGGCGCAGUGCUCGCUAGAAUGAUUUUCACAUAAACACUAGUCGUGUUUCAGCAUUCAAGGAAACGCACUCGUGGAUCCCACCGGUUGCAGCCUCCCAUUUGGUGUCAAAACACAACGCGCUACGCCCUCACUGAGUCACCAUGCCAGUCAACCCAAGCUCCGUCCCAGAUUUCGACGACCUGCCCAAGGUUGAGGGCAUGCCACAGGGCUGUGCCUGGGGUGUCUUUGACCAGAAUGGCAAGAAGGACUUUGUCGGUACCCUUAACUUCUUGACCCCAGAGAUUGUCAAGGCCGCUGCCGCAGAGGUCAAGGAUGGAGUAUCCAUUUCUCUCAAUUGGCCCCUCAACGGCUUGACCAGACUCGCUCUCACUGGCCGCGGCCCUGCAAAGCACAAUGUGAUAUACCUCCCCGAUGCUUGGGGUGAGGCGGUGGUGCCCCCCGACGCGCCAAGUUGGGACGACGAGCUGUCGUUCAACACGCAAAGCAGCAGCCAGUGGGAUAGCCUCGCCCACGUUCAGCACCCCGGGUCGGGCCUCGCCUACAACGGAAACAAGCCCACCAAGGAGAACCUCUCCGCCGAGACGACCGCCGCAAACACUCAGCCAACUCUGGACCACUGGCACGAGCAUGGAGGCCUCGCCGGCCGCGGCGUUCUUCUCGACUACAAGCUCUACGCUGAGGAGACUGGCUUUUCGUUCCACCCUUUCGCGGGAGACCUUAUAACCGUGGACAAUCUCGAGGCCUGUGCCAGACACUUUGGCGUCGAGUUCCGCUAUGGCGACGUGCUCCUCGUGCGCACGGGUGCGACCGAAGCCAUCUCCAACCCAACACCCAAAGACUUGGAGAUGAUGGAAGCGCAUCGCCAGAGCGGCCUUGACGGCACCAUCAACACGGCUCGUUGGCUUUGGAACAGGCGAUUCGCGGCCGUAGCUUCUGAUGCGAUGGCCCUUGAGGCGUGGCCACCUGUCAAGGCCGAUGGCACCCACGGUAACCUUGGUGACGUUGUCAUCCACCACUACAUGCUGAGCCUGUUUGGCAUGUCCAUCGGCGAGCUGUGGGACCUGAGCAAGCUGUCAGAGUACUGCGCCAAAGCGAAGCGAUACUCCUUUAUGAUCACGUCGAUUCCGUUGAACAAUCCUUGCCUCAUUGCCUCGCCGCCCAAUGCUUUGGCCAUACUAUAAUUGACGCCUUUAGAUGGCUUCUAGAUAGUGGAGAGUACAAUGGCGAGGCCCGAGAACUAGGCAGGCUACCUGUUACGUAGGGUAAAGUCGGUGACUACCGCUGAGUAUAAUGGGAAUUUAUACGAAGUAAGCAUCGGAUGCAAUGAAAUAUAUCGCGUCAAUUUU